CUCUGGUUCUUAUCAGCUACAAAUAGAAACAAAUGGCCAAUUUUCCUUUUGUUCUCAUCACUAAUAUUUUCUUCUCUCUCUUCCAUACAACUUUCUCUAAAGUUGAUAGCAUCAAUCUAUUCCAAUCUAUCAGUGAUGGAGAAACUCUGGUUUCUAACGAAGGAAUCUUUAAGCUUGGUUUCUUCAGUCCCGGAACUUCAAAGAAACGCUAUUUGGGGAUUUGGUACAAGAACAUCCCGGUUCAAACUGUUGUUUGGGUUGCAAACAGAUGCGACCCGAUUAACGAUUCAUCGGGCUUGUUUAGGAUCAAUAGCACAGGGAGUCUUGUGCUCUUGUAUCAGAAUAAGAGUGUUGUUUGGUCUACGAGCUCGUUUAAAAAAGCCCAGAAACCAAUAGCACAACUUCUAGAUUCUGGAAAUCUUGUACUAAGAGACGAGGAAGACACAAACUUGGGGACUUAUUUGUGGCAAAGCUUUGAUUAUCCUUCGAAUAUAAUCUUACCGGGUAUGAAAAUAGGGUGGGAUAUGAGGACAGGUCUUAAGCGCCGUGUAUCGGCAUGGAAGAAUACGAAUGACCCUUGUCCUGGAGAUCUUACUUUUGGGGUCGAGUUUGAUCCACAGCUUCAGACGUUCCCUGAACCUUCUCUUCGGAAGGGCUCUGCGAAAUUCCAUCGUAUUGGACCGUGGAAUGGCCUUCGUCUCGGUGGCCAGCUAGAACUAAGGCCAAACGCACUUUACAGUUUCGACUAUGUUUACAACAAUGAUGAAAUGUAUUACACAUACAACGUCAAGAAUAAGUCCUUGAUCUCAAUAGUAGUUGUAAACCAGCUUACUAGCAUGUGUCAACGUGUUACGUGGAUUGAUGCUGAUCAAACUUGGAGGGCUCAGGCAUCACUACCCAGAGACUACUGUGAUAACUAUGGCAUAUGUGGAGCCAACGGAAUUUGUGACAUAACCACCAGUACAAGCUGCCAAUGCCUAAAAGGAUUCAAGCCCAAGAUUCAUGAAAAAUGGAAUUCAAUGGACUGGUCUGAAGGAUGUGUACGAAAUAAUGCAACGAGCUGCCAGGAGAAAGAUAAAGACAAAUUUGUGAAACUUUCUGGCCUGAAACUUCCGGACACUACAUAUUCUUGGAUGAACACAAGUUUGAACCUUAAAGAAUGUGAGGCUAAAUGCUUGAGCAACUGUUCUUGUAUGGCGUAUGCAAACACAGAUAUCCGAGGUAAAGGCAGUGGUUGUGUCAUCUGGUUUGGUGAUUUAAUCGAUAUUAGACAAAUUGCAGGUGCUGGACAGGAUCUCUAUGUUCGAGUAAUAGCUUCAGAGUUAGCAAAAGGCGAUCGAGAUUUGAUGGCGGUGAUUAUUGCAAGUGUUGUUGCAGUAGUAUCUGGGAUGUUCUCAGCUGGUUAUUAUAUUGGCAGGAGGACGUUAAAAGAAAAUAAUAGGAGAAUAACUCCGGAGAAUGGAGCCCGGGAAGUAGACUUGGAGCUCCUGCUGUUUGAUCUGUCAACAAUAGCUACUGCCACUGAUAAUUUUUCAAUGAACUAUAAGCUUGGAGAAGGUGGUUUUGGACCUGUAUACAAAGGUAAGUUAGAAGACGGAGAAGAAAUUGCUGUUAAGAGACUUUCUAUGACUUCUAGACAAGGAAUAGACGAGUUUAAGAAUGAAGCAGCAUUAAUUGCAAAGCUGCAGCAUAGGAAUCUUGUGAAGCUUCUUGGUUGCUGCAUUCAGGGAGAAGAGAAAUUAUUAGUUUAUGAAUAUAUGCCAAACAAAAGCCUUGACUCUUUCAUUUUUGAUCAAGUGCGAGGUGAACUACUAGAUUGGCCGAAGCGCUUCCAAAUUAUUUGUGGUAUUACACGGGGCCUUCUAUACCUUCACCAUGAUUCGAGAUUGAGAAUAAUACAUAGAGAUCUCAAAGCUAGUAACAUUUUACUUGAUACUGAGAUGAAUCCCAAGAUUUCAGAUUUUGGUAUGGCUAGAGUUUUUGGAGGAGAUCAGCUGGAAGGAAGCACAAACAGAGUAAUGGGAACUUAUGGCUAUAUGGCACCAGAAUAUGCUUACAAUGGCCACUUCUCAAUCAAGUCUGAUGUCUUUAGUUUUGGUAUAAUGGUAUUGGAGAUUGUAAGCGGAAAGAGAAUUAGUGUCUUUCGCCCACAAAGAAACAGCCUUACACUCACUGGAUAUGCAUGGAAGCUGAUGAAGGCUAGCAGGGAAAUUGAACUGCUUGACGCUUGCUUAAGGGACUCGUACGAUUCAUUCCAAGUGUUGCGUUGCAUCCACGUCGGCCUCUUAUGCGUGCAGCAACGUCCUGCAGAUAGACCAAGCAUAUCAUCUGUAGUUGUGAUGUUGGGCAGUGAGAGUGAGCUACCUCAUCCUAAAAAACCAAGCUAUUUCAUGGAAACAGAUCUACCACAAGAAUGUUCGGAGUCACCUACAUCAAACCAUAUAACCAUGUCAGUGGUAGGGGGUCGAUGACGACUAAUCGUUUUUCAUGCAUUACAAAUAUGCCACAUAAGUUUCAGAAUACAUUUGAGUUUAACCUCUCUGAUUUUGUAUAUAGUUGGUGGUAAGAGGAUAUGAUGUCGUGGCUAGCGAGAUUGUAUUUUUUUUUUUUUUUUUUUAGUAUUGUACCAUUGUUGGGAAAUAGCUUAUGAAACAACGUUAUA
Morus notabilis is the source of this 2662-nucleotide messenger RNA. RefSeq names its product G-type lectin S-receptor-like serine/threonine-protein kinase At4g27290. The record is from RefSeq and is a predicted model, not a curated record. The coding region runs from base 33 to 2471 and encodes 812 amino acids. Gene Ontology annotation, molecular function: ATP binding; protein serine/threonine kinase activity. The transcript is spliced from 7 exons. Lineage: Eukaryota; Viridiplantae; Streptophyta; Magnoliopsida; Rosales; Moraceae. Gene Ontology annotation, biological process: protein phosphorylation; recognition of pollen.